This is a messenger RNA of Sugiyamaella lignohabitans, 804 nucleotides long. It is a transcript of the gene PBY1, whose product is annotated as Pby1p. Gene Ontology annotation, cellular component: P-body. NCBI's taxonomy places the organism in Eukaryota, Fungi, Ascomycota, Dipodascomycetes, Dipodascales, Trichomonascaceae. Bases 1 to 804 code for a protein of 267 amino acids. Gene Ontology annotation, molecular function: hydrolase activity. The record is from RefSeq and is a predicted model, not a curated record. The transcript has a single exon.
AUGCAUGUUCUUUUAACUAAUGAUGAUGGCCCUCCAAGCCAAGAAGAGUCACCUUAUGUUCAGUACUUGGUAGAGGCCAUUCAGAAGUAUACGAACUGGGACCUGUCAAUAGCGGUACCUAGUUCACAGAAGUCUUGGAUUGGUAAAGCUCACCUAGUUGGGCAUAAUGUAACAGCUAGUUACAUCUAUACAAAUGAAAUAAAUGGACCAAUAGAUGGUCCGUUCGAUGCUCCCCAGCCUGGUAAACAAGGAACCGAGUGGACUUUACUUGAUGGUACCCCAGCCUCUUGUGCUAAUAUUGGUAUCCAUCACUUGUACAAAGAUAAAGGGCCAAUUGAUUUAGUAAUUUCUGGCCCCAACUAUGGACGGAAUUCAACUGCCCUGUAUAUCAUGUCCAGUGGAACUGUUGGUGCCUCGAUGGAAGCAGCGUUAUGUGGUGUCAAAUCUGUCAGUAUUUCGUAUGGAUUCGACUCGAGAAUGCAUGAUCCUAUUCAAAUCGCCCAAGCUGCUAAGACAUCUGUUAGAUUGACACAAUACUUGUAUGAUAAUUGGCAAGAACCGACACAGCUUUACAGUGUAAACAUUCCUCUUUGUGAAUCACUUUCAGAUGAUACUAAGAUUGUUUACACCCAUAUUUUAGAGAACACUUGGGGUGCUGCGUUUGCUGUACCUCCUGAUGUUCAUGACAAGGAACGUCCGUCGAAAUUCAUGUGGAGACCCAAUUAUGCUUCCGUGGAUCAAAGUGUGAAAGAUAGUUAUCCUGGAAAUGAUGGUUGGGUUGUUUCAAAUGGUGAGAUCAGGUAA